GAGGAGGAGAACUGUGGCCAAACUUCUCAAACUCACUUUCCUAGUGUCUGAUCUCGUGUGAAGAGAAGUCUGAUGUGGACAUGAUGAAGAGUUCGUGUUUUCUUGCUCUUGUCGGUUUGUUGUGGAGAUGUGCUGCUUCUCAACAGAGAGGUCUCUUUCCAGCAGUGUUGAACCUGGCGUCUAUGGCAGAAAUCACUGCCAAUGCAACAUGUGGAGAAAAUGGCUCAGAGAUGUACUGUAAACUAGUGGAUCAUGUACCAGGAAAACCGGUGAAGAACCCUCAGUGUAGAACAUGUAACAUCAACAGUCAACAUGACUACGAGAGGCAUCCCAUAGAGUACGCCAUCGACGGAACAAACAGGUGGUGGCAGAGUCCCAGUAUCAUGAACGGUGUGGAGUAUCAUCACGUCACUAUUACUCUGGAUCUGCAGCAGGUGUUCCAGAUCGCAUACGUGAUCCUCAAAGCAGCAAACUCUCCUCGUCCUGGAAACUGGGUUCUAGAGCGUUCUCUGGACGGUGAAACAUACAUGCCGUGGCAAUAUUAUGCCUUAACAGACACCGAGUGCAUCACACGCUUCAACAUCACCCCCAGAAGAGGACCUCCAUCCUACACGCAAGAUGAUGGGGUCAUCUGUACCUCCUUCUACUCCAAAAUCCAUCCGCUGGAGAACGGGGAGAUACAUACCUCGCUGAUAAACGGCCGUCCCAGCGCUGACGAUCCCUCUCCCACGUUACUGAACUUCACCUCUGCCCGCUUCAUCCGCCUGCGCUUCCAGAGGAUCCGUACCCUUAACGCUGACCUCAUGACCCUGGCCCUGAAUGACCCUCGAGACAUCGAUCCCAUCGUCACCCGACGGUAUUAUUACUCCAUCAAGGAUAUAUCAGUGGGAGGGAUGUGCAUCUGUUACGGUCACGCUAAAGCCUGUCCUCUCAUCCCAAACACAAAGAAGUUCAGCUGUGAGUGUGAACACAACACAUGUGGAGAGAGCUGUGACCGCUGUUGCCCUGGUUACAACCAGAAACCCUGGAUGGCCGGAACCUUCCUGACACGGCACAUCUGUGAAAAGUGUAACUGUCACGGUAAAUCAGAGGAAUGUUAUUAUAACCAGACGGUGGCUGAUGCUAAACUCAGUUUAAAUCUUCAUGGACAAUAUGAAGGAGGCGGAGUCUGCAUCGGUUGCACUAACAACACAUCUGGGAUGAACUGUCAAUCUUGUGCUGAUGGUUACUACAGACCAGCAGGGGUGAGGCCGGAUGAAGAUGGGCCCUGCAGACGAUGUUCAUGUGAUGUGAGAGGUUCUCUUCAUUCUGCGUGUGUCCCUGAUGACAGUCAGUCCACCACAGAUCUGGCUGUGGGCUCAUGCAUGUGUAAGCAGGGAUACGCAGGUGCGAAGUGUGACAGGUGUGUGUUUGGAUACACUGGAUUCCCUCAGUGUGAACCCUGCGCCUGCAGCAGUGACGGAAGCCUAAACCAAGACCCCUGCCAACCGCCCUGCGUGUGUAAGGAACAUGUCGAGGGGCAGAACUGUGACCGCUGUAAACAGGGAUUCUAUCAUCUCCGUGGAGACCGUCUCCGUGGAUGCGAGAAGUGCUACUGUUCUGGGCUGGCCAGCCUGUGUACAGAAUCCCACUGGGACUACAGUAAUGUGACACAUAUGUCUGGCUGGUAUCUCACAGGAGCAGAAGGGGAGGGGUUAGUGUGGGCGGUGCCCAGCAGAGACACACCCAAUCAGGUCACUGGGAGCCAAUCAGAUGCCCAAACUCACCUUAAAGCCCCCUACUACUGGAGCGCCCCAUCUGCUUACCUGCAGAAGAAACUGUUGUCAUAUGGAGGCAGGCUGAUGUAUAGUGUAUCUGAUGACACUGAUGGUCGUCACGUCUCCUCUGGUCCUGAUGUCAUCAUGGAGGGCGGCGGUCUGAGUUUGAUUGACAGCAGGUCUGUUGUGAGGGUGUCUGUGGCCGAGCGGAGGAUAGAUCUUCUUCCAGAAAGUUUCCAGCAUCAGGCGUCAGGUUUGGCUGUCAGUAAGAGAGACUUUCACACUGCACUCAACAACAUCCAGCGUGUGCUCCUGCGGGCAUCUUCCGGUCAGGAACACGUGAGUGCCCUCUACAGGUUGGGUGCGGUGACCAUGCACGUUGCGGCCGUGGACGCUCGCAGCGGUGUUCAGGCACGUGAUGUGGAGGUGUGUCAAUGUCCUCCUGGAUAUGAAGGCACUUCCUGUGAGAUGUGUGCUGUGGGUUACCGCAGGGUGAACGGGACCGUGUAUCGUGGUGUGUGUGAACUCUGUCACUGUCACGGACACGGCGAGCGCUGUGAUGACAUCACUGGACACUGCCAGGACUGUAGGGAGCACACAGAAGGAGAGAACUGUGAGCGAUGUGCUCCUGGUUACUACGGAGACGCCACCCAGGGAACAGCCAAUGACUGUCAGCCGUGUGCCUGUCCUCUUCUAAGUCCAUCAAACAAUUUCAGUCCCACGUGUCUCCUGGAUGGCAGAGGUGAGGUGGUGUGUGACAGAUGUCCGGCCGGCUACACCGGUGCACGCUGCGACAGGUGUGCUAACGGCUAUUUUGGUCGUCCUGACAUUCCCGGAGGUUCCUGUGUGCCGUGUGUGUGUAGCGGUAACCUGGAUCUCACAGCAUCUGUCAGUUGUGACGCUGUGAGCGGAGCGUGUCUGCGCUGUCGAGAGGGAUACGGAGGAGCGGCCUGUGAAACAUGUGAUGACGGAUUCUUUGGAGAUGCUCUGGUAGACAAGAACUGCCAACCGUGUGCGUGUCACCUGAACGGAUCGAUGUCUGACGUGUGUCAUCAGGAGACGGGUCAGUGUCAGUGCAGAAAUCAUGUGAUUGGACGUCAGUGUGAUGAGUGCAUGCCCAAUUGUUGGUGGGACAGUGAGUCUCAGUUGUGUAAGGCGUGUCAGUGUAGUCUCCGGGGCUCAGUGUCCCGGCGCUGUGAUUCUGAGGGCAGGUGCAUCUGUCGCGCCGGUUACCUGGGCCGCAGGUGUGACCUUGUGCGCCCGCCUCUCGCACGCAGGGAGACCCGCCGACCCGUCCAACAGGUUCCCAUCCAGAACAUCCAGAGAUGGGAGAGCAGAGGGGGCUGCCCGCGAGGGGCUUACCGCCCCAGUACAGGGUCGGGCACACACAUGCAGGGCGGUCAGGGUUGUGUGCCGUGUCACUGUAACUCUUUUGGGUCCAAGUCUUUUGACUGUGAUGAGAGCGGUCAGUGUCGCUGUCAGCCCGGCGUCUCUGGACAGAAGUGUGACCGCUGCGCUCCGGGACACUUCAGCUUUCAGGAGGGCGGCUGUACACCGUGCCAGUGUGCUCAUGUGGGAAAUAACUGUGAUGCAAACACAGGUCAGUGUAUCUGUCCACCCAACACUGUGGGAGAGAGAUGUGACAGAUGCGCACCCAACCACUGGGGUCAUGACAUCACCACGGGCUGUAAGGCGUGCGGCUGUAGCGUGUUUGGUUCUGUCACGCAGCAGUGUAACAUCAACACCGGCUGCUGUGCGUGUCGUGAGCAGAUCAUGGGUGAGAAAUGUGACGAGUGCAAACUGGGUUACAGAGAUUUCCCACAAUGCAUCUCCUGUCAGUGUGCGGCGGCCGGCUCGUCUGCAGACACCUGCGAUGCAGUUUCUGGUCUCUGCGCAUGUGCAGACAGAAGUGGACAGUGCUCUUGUAAGGCUAAAGUGGAGGGUGUGAAGUGUGAUCGCUGUAAGAUGGGAUCAUUCGGCCUCAGUCACAGGAACCCAAUGGGCUGCAGUCAGUGUUACUGCUUCGGCUUGAGCAGCUCAUGUACUGAAGCUACAGGACUCAUACGAAUGAGACUGAGUCUGAUGCCCGAGCAGACAGUUCUUCCUCUGGUGGACAGAUCCAGCGGACAGGAGAUCACAGCGGGCGUGACCUUUCAGCAUCCUGACAUCAUCGCCAAUGCCAAUGUCGUCCAACAGCAUCUGAGUGAACCCUACUACUGGAAACUGCCCAAACAAUUCAGAGGAUCCAUGAUAACAGCCUACGGUGGGACGUUAAAGUACGCCAUCUAUUAUGAGGCACGUGAUGAGACGGGCCGCACCUCCUACGAGCCGCAGGUCAUCAUCAAAGGCGGUCCCAGCAGGGACCAGGUCAUGGUUCGCAACAUGCCGCCGUUUCAGAUUGGUCAGCUGACCCGUCAUGAGAUUGACAUCACAGAGCACGAGUGGAAACACAAGGACGGAGGAGUGAUGUCCCAUCAGGACUUCAUGGACGUGCUAUUUCAUGUGGAUUAUAUUCUGAUCAGAGCUUCACACGGCAGCGUCAUGAGACAAAGCAGAAUCUCAGAGGUCUCUGUGGAGGUGGCUGAGGUGGGCACAUCGUCACAGGACACUGAAAUGGCUCAUCAGAUUGAGAAAUGUGACUGUCCUCUGGGAUACGCCGGCCUCUCGUGUGAGGAAUGUGCGGCCGGGUUCUACAGACUGUGGGCUCAGGAGGGCGGUGUGGCGUCCAGGACAGGCUUUGGCAGCUGUGUUCGGUGUCAAUGUAACGGCCACAGUGACUCAUGUGAUCCUGAAACAUCCGUGUGUCAGAGUUGUCAGGAUAAUACCGUAGGAGAGAAGUGUGAGAGAUGCGCUCCGGGCUUUUAUGGUGUGGUGCGAGGCUCAGCGGACGACUGUAAACCCUGCGCAUGUCCUCUCCUCAACCCCGAGAACAAUUUCAGUCCCGGGUGUCAGACGGAGGGUUUGGGUGAGUACCGCUGCACGGCCUGUCCUGAAGGGUACACGGGAAAACACUGUGAGAGGUGCGCUCCUGGUUUCCAUGGUAACCCCAGCGUGCUGGGCGGCCGGUGCGAGGAGUGUAAGUGUGAUGCGUACGGCGCAUUUCCCUCGCCAUGUGACACUGUGUCCGGCCGGUGCCGGUGUCGUCCUGGUGCCGAUGGACUGAAGUGUGACCAGUGCAUGAAGAAGCAUGUGUGUGGCCCUGCGGGCAUCGUGUCGUGUGAUGACGACUGCGCAGGACUCUUGAUUGGUGACAUGGAACGUCUGCUGCGUUUGAUUGGCAGUGUCAAUCUCACUCUGCCCCUCCCCCUGCCAUAUAAAGUGCUCUAUCGCUUUGAGAACAUGACCGAAGAGCUGAAGCACAUGCUUUCACCACAGAGGGCGCCGGAGAGACUGAUGCAGCUGGCCGACAGUAACCUCAACAGCCUGGUGACCGAAAUGAAUGAGCUGCUCAACCGAGCAAUUAAAGUAUCUGCUGAUGGUGAGCAAACAGCAGCUGAUGCAGAGAGGAGUCGUAAAGCUGCAGAAGACUUGGAGCUCUUCGUAAGGAACACACUUCUGUCUGCUGAAGCUUUACGGGACAAAGCCCGAGAACUGAACUCGACCCUUGGCUUGAGGAACGGAGCUCCAGAGAAGAGCGUCAAUGAGAUGAACGAUGAAAUUCAAGCCAUGCUGACAGAACUACGCAAACGUCAGCUCUCCGGCAAGAAACGCAUAGCUGAGGAGGAAGAAAGGGCCGCACAGGGUCUUUUGGCUAAAGUGAAGCGUUUGUUUGGAGAUCCACACCAGACCACAGAGGACCUGAAGAAGGAGGUCAGCAGUAAGAUGAGCGAUCACAGACAAAAACUGGAUGAAGCUCAAGAUCUUCUGAAGGAAGCUCACAGUAGAACCAGAGAAGCUGAAAAUCUGUCUGUUAACAACCAGCAAAACCUGGACAGCCUGCAGGGAAAGAAGGAGGCAGUCACUAAGAAGAAAAAAGAAACAGAAGGAACUCUGGAGGAUGGGGAGAAGAUGCUUGAUGAAGCGAACGCUCUCUCAGACAGCAUCAACCGCGGCAGAGAGGAGCUGGAGGAGAUGGCAGGAGAGCUGGGUGUCCUGCAUGAUAAACUGGACUUUAAGGUGGAGCGGUUGAGUCGAGGUCUGGACGACACUGUCCCUGAUGUUCUGAUGAGAGCAGAGGAACACGCCGCACAACUCAAUGACUCUGCCGCGCAGCUCGAUAGUAUUCUAGCUGAUGCAAAGAAUUUGUCCUUCAAUGCAACCGCUGCCUUCAACGCCAACACCAACAUCAAGAACUACAUCGAUGAGGCUGAGAAAGUGGCCAAAGAGGCCAAGAAGACCAUCAAUGAAGCUUUACAGCUGACUUCAGGACCCAGAGGAUCUCUGAAAGAUCAGGCCAAAGCUUCUGUCCAGAAGAGUUAUCGUCUGUGGAAUGAAGCCAAAGAUCUCCAGAAUGAUGUGAAAGAAAAUGGAGAUAAUGUUGCAGCUCUUCAGUUCAGACUGAAAUCAGCCGACAGAAAGAAGAAAGAUUUACAGAGACAACUCAACGACACCAUGGAGAAGCUCAACACCAUCCCAGACGAUCUGGCAGUGAAGAUCCAGGGCACUAAAGCCAAGGCAAAGGAAGCAAACGACACAGCGGUAGACGUCCUGAACCGUCUGAAGACAAUGAACCUCAAUCUGAUGGGCUUCAAGAAAAACUACAGUAAACUGGAGGAUGAUGUGAAGAAAGUCAACAACCUCAUCAAAGAUCCUGAGAGAAACAUUCACUCAGCCGAUUCCAAAGUGAAAGAUCUUGAGAAUGAGGCUGACAGGUUGUUGGAGAAAAUCAAGCCGAUUCAGGAGCUUCAGGAUAACCUGAAGAAAAACAUCUCUCAGAUCAAAGACCUCAUCAACCAGGCCCGCAAACAGGCCAACUCUAUUAAAGUGUCGGUGUCAUCAAGUGGAGACUGUAUCCGUACGUAUCGUCCAGACAUCAAGAAAGGCCGAUACAACACCAUCAUUCUUCACGUCAAGACCCUCGCUGCUGAUAACCUGCUGUUCUACCUCGGCUCGGCCAAAUACGUGGAUUUCCUGGCGAUGGAGAUGAGGAAGGGGAAGGUGAAUUUUCUGUGGGAUGUUGGAUCAGGGGUGGGUCGUGUUGAAUAUCCUCAUCUCAUCAUCAAUGAUGGAAACUGGCAUCGGAUCGAAGCCUCACGUCUGGGUCUGAACGGCAGUAUCUCAGUUAAAGCUCUGGAGGGUUCGAGGACGAGCAUGACGGCCGUUCACACGAGCUCCAGAUCUCCUGAGAGUUACACUGUUCUGGAUGUGGAUCAGAACGCUUAUCUGUUUGUUGGAGGAAUGCUGGACUCUGUGAAGAAGGCAGAUGCUGUGAAGAGCACCACAUUUUCAGGCUGUAUGGGGGAAACAUCUCUGGACGGGAAACCCAUCGGUCUAUGGAAUUACAAAGAGAGAGAUGGAGAUUGUGCUGGUUGUGUGGUCAGUCCACAGCCUGCAGACACUGAAGGUACGGUUCAGUUUGAUGGUGAGGGAUACGCAGCUGUCAGUCGUCCCAGCAGAUGGAAUCCCAACAUUUCCACAGUGAUGUUCAAGUUCCGCACCUUCUCCACAGACGCUGUCAUCAUGUACUUUGCCACUAAGGACAUGAAAGACUUCAUGAGCGUGCAAGUGACUGACGGGCGGGUGAAAGUGAGCUAUGAUCUGGGUUCAGGCACCGCCUCUGUCACCAGCAACAGACGUCAUAAUGAUGGGAAGUGGAAAUCCGUCACCAUGUCCCGCACGAAGAAAGAAGCAAGGAUCACCAUAGUGAACAUUGAGACAAAUGAAGACGAGCACUUGGACUUGAAUUCUACAGGAGGCGCUACAGGACUCAACCUGAGGGAGGAUGAGAGGAUGUAUUUUGGAGGUUUACCCAAAGCUGGGAAGUACAGGUCAGAGGUGCUUCAGAAGGGAUUCUCCGGCUGUAUGAAAGACAUCGAAGUUUCCAGAAUUCCAUACAAUCUUCUGAGCAGCUCGGAUUACACGGGACUGAUGAAAGGAUGCUCGAUUGAGAAUCUUCACACUGUGAGCUUCCCCCGGCCCGGCUACAUGGAGCUAAAGCCCAUGACGUUUGACGUGGGCUCAGAAAUCACUCUGUCCUUCAGCACAAAGAAAGACAAUGGCACUAUUCUGUUCGGAAGAGGAGGCGUGACGUCCAUGACCCAGAUCCUGACCCCUGUCCACAUUCCCCGCAGGUCCCGCAGACAGACGGGAGAGCCCUACCUGUCUGUGCAUCUGAAUAAAGGAGCUCUGGAGGUGCUGGUCUUCAUGGGCAUGAAGAAUCCUCGCCGAGCCAUCAGAAAACCAGACCGAGGAAUACUGCAUGAUGGAGUAGAGCAUUCACUGCGCAUCCAGAGACAAAGAACAUCUUUCUCUGUCCAGGUGGAUGAAGAGCCUGUGAUACAGCAGACGUUGCUCAAUGAUCAUCCGGUCAACAUUCAUCGUCUGUUCAUCGGUGGAGUUCCAUCUGAUGUGGGAUCAGCUCUACAGAGGGCCAACGUGCCGUUUGAGGGCUGCAUCUGGAAUCUUCUGAUCAACACUGUGCCUGUGGAUUUCUCCCAGCCCGUCGCCUUUGAGAACGCAGAGAUUGGUCAGUGUCCUGACUUGGCUCCACCCCCUUCCCCACCUGAGGAGAAAGAAGAAGAAGAGGAGGAGGAGGAGGAGGAGGAAGAGACUCCGCCCACGGCAGCAGUGAAGCCUCCACCUGCAUCUUCCACGGGCUUGUGUGCUGCUGAAGCAGAUCCUGUUGUAUUGCAACUGGCCAAACAGUUCGGUCUGUCCAGAAACAGUCACAUGGCCUUUGAGUUUGAUGAUAGAAAGGUGAAGAACCGGUUGAUCAUCGAGUUUGAGAUACGAACAGAAGCAGAUUCUGGUCUGGUCUUCUACAUGGCCAGAAUAAAUCACGCUGACUUCGCCACCGUCCAAGUGAAGGAAGGAAGGGCUCAUCUGAGUUAUGAUCUGGGCAGCGGUAACACCUCCGUCAGCGUGCCGCGUGUCAUCAAUGACGGAAAGUGGCACAAGAUCCGUGUGUUGAGAGACAAGCAGAACGGAACUCUGACCAUCGACGGCCAUCACUCCAGAAACACAACCAGUCCAAAGCAAGCGGAUAUUCUGGAUGUUGUGGGAAUGUUGUAUGUGGGGGGUUUACCUCUCAAUUACACAACCAAACGCAUCGGACCUGUGUUGUACAGCAUCAACGGCUGCAUCAGGAACUUCAGGAUGUUAAAUCUGCCGUUGGACAUGGAGAAGCCCUCCUCCAGUUAUCGGGUGGGCACCUGCUUCGCUAACCCACAGAAGGGAACUUAUUUUGAUGGCACAGGGUAUGCCAAAGCCGUGGCUGCAUAUCGAGUUGGUAAUGAUGUAUCUGUGGAUCUUGAGUUCCGGACAUCCCAGAGCAGUGGAGUUCUGUUAGGGGUCAGCAGCCAAAACAUAGAUGGACUUGGUAUUGAACUUGUGAGCGGAAAGCUUCUGUUCCACGCUGAUAAUGGAGCAGGCCGCUUUACAGCCAUAUAUGAGCCUGGUCAGGGGGCGGGGCUUUGUGAUGGACAGUGGCACACUGUCUCCGCCCAUAAGCUGAAGCACCGCCUUGAGCUGAUUGUGGACGGCAGAAAGUCUGAGGCAGUGAGUCGUGAUCCUCAAUCGCCCUCUGCUGACACCAAUGACCCUGUGUAUGUGGGAGGGUACCCCGACGGUCUGAAUCAGUUUGGACUCACCAUAAACACAUCAUUCAAGGGCUGCAUGAGAAAUCUGAAGAUCACUAAAGCUGCCAAGACCCUCGAGGUGCAAAUGAACAAAGUCCUGGAGCUCAGAGGAGUUCAGCCUCUCACCUGCCCUGCUGCAUAAACACACACACCAACACAAACACACAUGAAAAUAAUCAGUCAAUCAUAUAUAAAUCACAUGCAAAAGUACAGACACCAAAACUGUGUUUAAAGGGACAGUCCACACACAUUUACUCACCCUCCUGUCAUUUCAUACCAUGUAAGGCCUUUGUUCUGAUGAACACAGAGAAAGUCAUUUGAGUCAUUUUUAGUUCUGGGAUAUCAUCCACUACCAUAGCAGAAAACAAAUGCCAGUCAAAGUUUGUUUUCCUAAAUUCUUCAAAAUAUCUAAUUUUGUGUUCAACAGAACUACUAUGGUAGUGGAUGAUGGCCUAGGAAUGUCAUUUGCUGACAUUCUUCCAAAUAUCUCUCUUUGUGUUCAACAGAACAAAGAAUUUGAAACAUAUUUGAAACAACCUGAGGGCGAGUAAAUGAUGACAGAAUUGUCAUUUUUGGGUGAAGUAUCCAUUCAAGGUCCGUGACAAUUAUGCAGCUCAACUGAAGAAUGAUUCAUGAAGAGUAAUAGAUGAGGUUUUAUUUGCCGUGUUAUUCAUCUGAACACCUGCAUGUGGAGUUAAUUUCAUGACAUCAUCAGUGAAGAUCAUUAUACAUCACAUCCCAUCACAACACAUGGAAGCAAGUGUGAUGUGAACACAUUAUAGAUUUGAUGUAAUCGAACUGAAUGUUUAUCAUCAGUGUGUUUUAUUUUCUCAAAUGUGUUUGUUUAGCAUGAACUGAAUAUUUCAAAAUAAAGAAAUCUCCCCUGC
Molecule: messenger RNA, 10380 nt
Organism: Triplophysa dalaica
Lineage: Eukaryota; Metazoa; Chordata; Actinopteri; Cypriniformes; Nemacheilidae
Gene: lama2
Product: laminin, alpha 2
Biological process (GO): regulation of cell migration; regulation of cell adhesion; regulation of embryonic development
Cellular component (GO): basement membrane
Molecular function (GO): signaling receptor binding
Source: RefSeq, a predicted model, not a curated record